CUAUUGAAAGAUAUGAUUUGAAUAACUAUUCACAUAGGUGUCCGUUCAGUAAAUUUAAGUCACGUGAUUAGCAGAUGAAAGAUGUAGAUGCGCUAAACGAACGCACCCCUUGUAUCUAAUCAAAUUCGAGAUCUCGGACAUAGGAAAAAUUGAUCAGUCGCAGUGGCUAUUUUGGGCAAUUAAUCACAAUAUAUAAUAAGUCAACUUUUAUUUCAUUCGAGAUUUUGAAUCUAUUUCUAUUAUGAACACAACGCUAUGAAUGCUCAAGAGGUUAAUUGAUCAGAGCAGAACCAAUCAAAGUUGGAUGCGCAGAAUCAGUCACAAUUACUUUCGCUAUUCGAUCCUGCGCGAGUUUGUCAGAGUAGCGGAAUCGUCGAAGAGGAUAACGUGCAUAUAAUGUCUCAUAACAUCCUUGUCAUACGAUAUGUAUAACGUUGUUGAAGCGAACAUCAUCGUUGGGAAGAUGAUCGAAGUAGAAGAGAUCGACGCGCAAAGAUGCAAGAAAAUAUAAAAAUUUCAUUGCUGAAAGAAAUGCGUGUUUGGAUGAGUAUUGUUUUGUCUUUUUCUUACCCAUAUCUGGACAAGGAAUAUUAUAUUAGGGUCAUGGCUGUGAAAGAAUGGUUCAGGAGGCUUCAACCGGUGCAACUGUACCUGGUGUUAUUCUUCGCUACAGCUUUUUUCUUGGUGGAGAUCGUCGCCAGUCAUUUAACACACUCAUUGACGCUGCUUCUCAACGCAUACCACAUGCUCUGCAAUAUUGUAGCGCUUAUCGGUUGUAUUGCUUCAAUCAAGUAUAGUUAUCGGGAAAAGUAUAGCAACAAUAGUAACUGCAGUUCACUGGGAAAUUCGUCUAUCUGUGUUAACGCUGAGGAACAAAGUUCUGUCACGUCCUUAUCAACAAAAACAAAGGAAUCAUGGUCGGACAGAAGGAUGAAAAAUACAUUUGGUUGGGCUAGGAUAGACAUAGUUACGAUGCUUGUUUGUUAUGUGUUUCUCGCCUCCUUUUGUUUUUCAUUGCUGAUGGAAGCCCUACAAACUUUGGUACACAUCGAUCAUUUAGAUGAAAUGCACCAUCCAUUGCCGGUGCUGUGUAUUGGCAUUUCUGGAAUUCUUCUAAAUGCUUUUUGCUACAUUUUAAUUGGUGGAUUUACUUUUAAUCAGGGUAUUUUCCUACACGUUACUAAAAGUGGUGAUGUAAUAUUAUGCAGAAAUGUGAGGUUGCAAGAAACAAAAAAUGGUGAGCAGCAACUGUCAGCACAGACGAGGCGAAGUCCGCUAGCGAUACCAAAAAGUGAAGGUUUAAGAGAAAUGUGUCGGGAUGUUCUCGGAUGUAUUUUUGUCAUACUAGUGUCUGUUUUAGUAUAUUUUACAAAUUCCGACGUAGCCAAAUAUAUUGAUCCGCUUUUUGCCAUAAUUUCAUCAAUUUCAUUAUUCACUCUUUGCUAUCCAUACAUGAAAGAAUCAGGUCUGAUAUUGUUGCAAACCAUUCCGAAUCAUAUUAAUAUCGACUGCCUUAAAAGAGAACUGUUGGCAGCUUUUCCGGAUAUCGUAAACGUUCAUGACUUACAUGUAUGGCAAUUAGCAAAACAUCAAGUAAUUUGUACGGCUCAUAUUAUUUUUUUGAAUCCAAUGGUUUAUGCUAGUAUUACGGAACAAGUCACUGCCUUUUUUGUCGAAAUAGGCAUCACGCAGGUUACUAUACAACCAGAAUUUCGAAAGAUGAAACCUAAUACAGAAAGGGCUGACUGCUUAAUUCGUUGUCACGGAGAACACUGUAGUUCUUCCCAAUGUUGUUCGCGAGAGAACUUCUUGGAAGAUACAUGCAAAUCGACAAAAGAUACAAAAGAUAUCAUUAACAAAAAGACUGAUAAAAAAAAGAUAGCCGCAUGUUCGAUUAAUUUGGAAAAGCUUACUGUUUACAAAGAAGAAGAGCGAUUAGUGGAUGAUUCAAAAGUAGAAAAGUCUAUACAUGAUUCGACGAAAGAAAAUGCAGGUCACUCAAACGACAAACAGAUGCAAAGUAUUGUUAAUGUUAAGCCUGAAAUCAGUUCGACCAACGUAUCUGAUCAAAUAUCUAUAAAUGCUAUCGAUCAAAUGUGUGCAAUUAUCGAUAAUAACUUAGACCUUAACGUAACUUAAAUAUUUAUUUGAUUUCGACAAAUAAAUAAUUUUAUUUAAUUCUUUUAUCUAGCACUAUCUUUCUUAAAAGUAUGAGGAUUAAAACCAGAAAUUCGAAAAGAGUAAAGAUUCAUGAUUCAAAAUACAUCACUGCUCAGUGGCAUUGUACAGUCUCGAAAAUCUUUUGCCGUUAAUUUUAAUAAUAAAACGAUCGAGAUAAAAUAAAACCUUUGAAUCAUAUAUUUGAAGAACGUAAUAUCAUUUCUAUCAUUUAAAACAAUUGUAAAAAAAUUUAAUUCUUCCUUAGAAUAUUUGAAAUGUUUUGCAGAGUAAUAUAGAACAUUUGCACUUAUGAAUAGUAGCGCUAGUUGGAGUUGGCAUCCUUUGGCCUAUCUCCACAUUAUGUGAGUUAGAGCUUCUGAGGUUGUGAGCUUCAUAUUUAAAAAAAAAAAAAAAAAAA
Molecule: messenger RNA, 2578 nt
Organism: Pogonomyrmex barbatus (red harvester ant)
Lineage: Eukaryota; Metazoa; Arthropoda; Insecta; Hymenoptera; Formicidae
Gene: ZnT77C
Product: Zinc transporter 77C
Biological process (GO): zinc ion transmembrane transport; intracellular zinc ion homeostasis; detoxification of zinc ion
Cellular component (GO): membrane
Molecular function (GO): zinc ion transmembrane transporter activity
Source: RefSeq, a predicted model, not a curated record